ACGUUCCAAGGUACGAGACAUGCGGCUUCCAGGCUUGGACAAGUAUUCAGGGAGGCAACUGUUUUUCAUCUCUAACGCACUGAUGUGGUGCGAGAAUACGAGAAAGCAGUUUUUGGCACAACGGAUACAGUACGAACCUCACUGCCCCAACAAAUACAGAGUGAACGUACCCUUGAGGAACUUCCCAGCCUUCUCAAGAGCCUUCAAAUGCGGAAGUAACUCCGCGAUGCAUAGAGGAAAGAAGUGUGUCCUGUGGUAGACAUGAAUGUGUCGUACAUAUGAAAAAGAAAUAUCACAAAAUGGCGCAGCAUACC
Molecule: messenger RNA, 314 nt
Organism: Dermacentor silvarum
Lineage: Eukaryota; Metazoa; Arthropoda; Arachnida; Ixodida; Ixodidae
Product: membrane metallo-endopeptidase-like 1
Exons: 3
Coding region: 20-259 (79 amino acids)
Biological process (GO): protein processing
Cellular component (GO): plasma membrane
Molecular function (GO): metalloendopeptidase activity
Source: RefSeq, a predicted model, not a curated record